CGUGGGUAGGAAAGCCCAUUUCUCCCUCUCAGAGAAUAAGCCUCUACCUGCACCAGGAGUAUAUAUAUGGCUCUGGUGAGGAGUAGGACCUCACACAGCCACUGAAGCUCUUUGUCUGAAGACAGCAGCUCAUCACAUCACAGCACCACAGAAGAAGAGAUGACCCAGAUCAGAGCCCCUGUUAUUGUGCUGAUCGUGCUCCUGGCUGUGGGACUGUUCACUACUGAGGCUUCUGCAGCUAAACAAGGUUUUCCUAGAGGUUGUUGUACGAGUUACUACCAGGGUAGGAUGGACAUUCGUCUCAUCCGUGGCUUUUCCGUACGGACAGUGAUUGACGGGUGCAAAAUUGAUGCUAUCAUUUUCCACACUGUCAGAGGGAGAUUCCCAUGUAUGGAUCCCACCAAGGCCUGGGUUAUGAAAGCUGUUCGCAAGCUGAGGGAGAGAGCGGAACGAUUGAACAAGAAAAGGUCAUAGGAAUAUAGUUCUCAUCACAAGGGUACACAGGACGAAGAGUCUGUGCUGCUAUCUUCAUUGACGGAGGAGAAUGCAAACAUGCUGGAACCCUGCUAUCUCUAAGUUUAUCCAACUACCUGAAUUUUAUCAGACAUUUCUCUGUGCUGAAAAGUAUAAUAAAUGAAGGAUAUAAACAACACGGAGCACCUGGACACAGCCCUGAGCCAUGGUAUAUUGGCCACAACGUGACCGGCUUUCUAGUCAUCACCGAUCCAUGUUUCCUUUUGUUUUGUCUUGAUUACGCACACCUGAUUUCUAUUCCCUUAUUAUGUUCCUUUUUUACCCUCUCGACUACCUUUCUGUUUCAUCCGUGAUUGUUUUGUGUUACUGUGUGUGUUGGAGGGUUUUUCUCUACACGUUAUGUUUCCUUGUAGGAGAUAUUCCGGUUUUGAAUAUUUUGAGUAGGGUCUUUUGUGUUUUCUCAAACCUGUGUCCUGAGCCUGACUCAGACAACGAACCCAGCAUUUUAUCACAUUGUAUAUGAAAACAUCUGUGUUGGCAGAGUUUAAUGGUAUAAUCUUGUUGUGUGAGCAUCAGAAAUCGCACGUUUUAACCCUACAUAGGUCUUGUGUAUGAUCAGAUCAUUGAUCACAUCUGUUACAUUUAACUGUUACAUUUUACAUCUAUAAAAAAACAAUUUAUAUUUUA
Molecule: messenger RNA, 1161 nt
Organism: Oncorhynchus nerka (sockeye salmon)
Lineage: Eukaryota; Metazoa; Chordata; Actinopteri; Salmoniformes; Salmonidae
Product: C-C motif chemokine 20-like
Exons: 4
Coding region: 160-474 (104 amino acids)
Biological process (GO): immune response
Cellular component (GO): extracellular region
Molecular function (GO): chemokine activity
Source: RefSeq, a predicted model, not a curated record